CAAAAUUAAGAUAUCUACAAAAUUUUUAAUGUGGUAAAUCUGAAUUUACACAAGUACCUAAAGUCUAGUUGUCGGUUCUGCGACUCUCGCCGUUGCCCGUUGGGAAUUUUCACUUUUGUUCGUUAGCAGAUGCGAAGAAAUCGAGGAAACAUGUGAAAAGGAAUCGUCGGAUCGCCGAAGCGAUGAAAAUUCGGGAAGAGACGGAGACGGGAAAGGGAAGGGGAAAAGAAAUUGCUUUUACUGACGUGCUCUAAACGGCAUGGCGUCCGUUCGAAAAGAAGAGCACCGUCGUUUUUGUCGAGGGCCCCCUCCUAAUGGCCAGACCGAGCAUCGCUAGAUAGGACAGCCGCUUAAGUUCUCCUGGUACCAGGUUGUCGAAGGAGGUCACCCGGUCACCCAGAUGAGGUUCUUUGCCCGUUGUUACCUCCGCACCUCGGCCAAUGGCGUGGCACUUCAUCGUUGCCGUGGCGAAUCCUGUCGCCAGUUUUCGUGCCGACCGCCAGCCGAUCGCCGAUCCGAGACCCGCGCCCGGCUUUGUGUGCCCAGAUUUAAGCUGCUUCCUUCCUGGGCAGGAUCUCCAGGCCUCCUCGACGUGUGAAUCUUCUCUCGCUAGUUUCUCUCGUCUGGUGCCGCGAGUUUUCCACCGAUCGUUCGUCGUGAGAGUCGUCGUCCCCUAGCCACGAGGGAAUCUUCGGAAACAAAAAUCUUCGUCGUCGGUGAUGGCCGUCAAGUUCACGAUCCUGGUGCUGUUGACCAUCGCGGUCGUCGUGGUGUCUUCCGCUGGACUGCUCGAGACGCUGCUCUCCUGGGACCUUCCGGAUGCUGUGGGCAGAUCGACCACGCCGCAGUCCCAGUGCCUCUGUCAAACCUCCAACUGCCUAUGCUGCAUCGAUCUGAAUCUGACAGCGACCAUCGAUUUGGGUGGGCCGGCGUGCAUCAACGUCAAGCAAAAGGAGCAGAACGUCUCGUUGAACCUCAGUUACGGCGACAAUCCCGUGCACAAUGCCACCAUUAAGAUCGUGGACGCAUCGAACAGGCCGACCUGCAUGAACCUUCUGUCAGACCUGGCGCAGAUAUGCGCGAAAUUUACGUCGAUGAGACAGUCGGAAGCCGGCUACGACGGUUGCCUGGUGAUCGAGCCGGCUCUGUUGGGCACACCGCAAGCCACUUACCACAUGGGGUGCUUCAAUUUUAAUCAGGUGGUGCGCCAGAUCGAAGCCUCUGCCGCCAUCGAGACAACAGAAGCCACCGAGACCACGGAGGACGAGGACGACUCGUUGAACACCGAGGAGUUCAUAGCGGCGGUGUCGGCCAGCGCGGAACAGGGGAUAGCUCUCUUCUCUCAAUGGCUCGGUCUAAAUCUGAAUCCGAAACUAAACCUGACCAACAGCAGGAACAGUCAAGACGCGAGCGGGCAACGUUCCACUCCGUCCACCACGUCCAGAUCAGCUCGAGCACACUGGGAUCAAGAAGAGAAGAACGACGAACGGUUCAAGCAACUGCUUAGUGCUCAAGACAACGUGUUGAAGGGAUCGGCGACGAUCGGCCAGUCGAACGGAGCCGAAACGACGUUCGUUUAUUCAAAACCCCCUGAAUUGUUCUCGUCCGAGAAGACCUCGAACGAGAGACUGGCACAGGACCGGAUGAAAAUCGUACCGCAACACCUGGCGGUGGUGCCGAAGGAGUCGAGGAGAGGCGGAAGAGCGUACAAUAUUCAUCAACACGUGAACGAGAUCUGAAACGCGUUGCUCUCCCAAUUCGACUCGAUCGAUUCAGGAUGAUAAUUAAAACGUAGAGUUUAGGCUAUCUCACACGUAGAUCGUAUUCCCGAGCUAGGGGCAGAAUUUUCUUACCUUUUGCCUCCCUUUCCCUUCGUAUCUCUUUAUUCUUCUUGCUUGUUUCAUUUUCCUUUAAUUCUCGACGAAUUCGACUAACCAACUACACUUCGUCAUCGCAUUAAUCAACAUUGGGCUAUUGUUUGUUCAUUUCGAGGAGACUCUUUCUCUCUCUCUCUGAUCAUCUCCGUCAGAAUGAUCUCAUCGCCUUUUCUUCUCUCCCUCCGCGAAAUUUCUUUUGCUCGAAGCAUCGCUAACGCUCGCGAUUCUUCGAGAAUGUACGACGAGUUCGGAUGAACGAAACGAACCGCCAUCUGUAAUCAUAAUUAACGGGGAAGACAUGAAGUAAGAUAUAUAUAAAUAAAAUAUAUGUGGAUUUUUAUCACAGGAGAGUGUACAGUUACGAUGGCUCGUUUCCAUUAUGCGAACUGUUUAUUUAUUUUUUCGAUUUCGCAUAGUAAGUAGAAAAUACAAUAAUUAUCCUGCAAGUAGUUCGUGUUCAUGCAACAACAUCGAGUUGUACUUACAUAUAUUUAUCGUCAAACU
This is a messenger RNA of Heterotrigona itama, 2381 nucleotides long. Lineage: Eukaryota; Metazoa; Arthropoda; Insecta; Hymenoptera; Apidae. The record is from the annotation of a GenBank genome assembly.